GCGGGGCGGGCCCUCUGUUUGUGGCACCGUGUCAGUUACAUUGAAACAAAAGUGGUUCCGUGGCGGCCAGGGCCAGCAUCCCCGGCCCGCUCGCCGCCGGCUGUCGCCGACAUGGAGCCCGUGGCCAGCAACAUCCAGGUCCUGCUGCAGGCGGCGGAGUUCCUGGAGAGGCGCGAGAGAGAGGCGGAGCACGGUUACGCGUCCUUGUGUCCGCACUACAGCUCCCGGGCUGUCUACAGGAGGAGGAAGCGACCCCUGCAAACUCCUGGCGCGCUGAACAGUGGGCGGUCUGUGCACAAUGAGCUGGAGAAACGCAGGAGGGCCCAGCUUAAGCGGUGCCUGGAGCAGCUGAGGCAGCAGAUGCCCCUGGGGGUCGACUGUACCCGAUAUACCACACUGAGCCUGCUGCGCCGGGCCAGGAUGCAUAUCCAGAAGCUGGAAGAGCAGGAGCAGCAGGCCCAGCGGCUCAAGGAGAAGCUUCGCAGCCAACAGCAGAGUCUGCAGCAGCAGCUGGAACAGCUCCAGAGGCUGCCGGGGGCUGGAGAGCGCGAACGGCUGCGAGCACACAGCCUGGACUCUUCCGUUCUGUCCUCGGAGCGCUCAGACUCGGACCAAGGUGAGUGCCCCACAGGGGCAGGGCUGGGUGGGGGGCGUGUAGGCGGGGCUCCUGAUGGGUUUCUCUCUGCAGAGGAUGUGGAGGUGGAUGUGGAGAGCCUGGUGUUCGGCACUGAGAAUGAGCUUCUUCAGAGCUUCAGCCCUGGCCAGGGCCUCAGCUACUCACACAGCACCAGUACCUGGCUAUGACAUUGGCUGCCCAGAGCACCCUUGACUCCCUCUGGACUGAGCCUGCCAGGCAGUGGCCCCACACAAGUCCCAAGGUCUGCUUAGAGCCACUUGGAGGAGGCUACAGAGACCCUUGUGUGGGCACAGGGCUCUCUGGACUCAGCUGCAGAGCUUGAGCCCCGGCCACCCUCCCCACUCCCCAGGGCAUUUUAGGUAGUCCUUGGCUCUGCUUUGCUGCCCACCACGGGACAGGAAGCCUGUAGACCUCUUGUUCCUGGGCAAAGCCCCAGGCCUCUGCCCCACAUAGACGGCAAAGUAUUUUCAUUAAAAUCCUCUUUCGUAAGUUCCCGUCCAUGGUUUUGCGUGAUGAGAUGGAGGAAGUCCCAGCCACAACUGGAAAAGAGGAAAUAAGAUCAGUAGCUGCCAAACAUGGUCCUGUGCUGGGCAGUGCGCCUCUAACACAGUGCAGAGGCUGCUGUUUGUGGAGCCGAGGCAGCCAUGUGACUUGUGGGAGGUCCAGAUCCAAACCAAAGCUAUCUGACUCCGGAACUGGGGCCAAUCAAAUCAAGUGUUUAUUGAGUGCCUGUUAUGUGCUAAAUAUUGUUCAGAGAAUAAAACAAGGAGCCCUGCC
Peromyscus leucopus (white-footed mouse) is the source of this 1414-nucleotide messenger RNA. RefSeq names its product MAX dimerization protein 3 (gene Mxd3). Gene Ontology annotation, biological process: regulation of transcription by RNA polymerase II. Bases 112 to 804 code for a protein of 230 amino acids. The record is from RefSeq and is a predicted model, not a curated record. Gene Ontology annotation, molecular function: RNA polymerase II cis-regulatory region sequence-specific DNA binding; protein dimerization activity; DNA-binding transcription factor activity, RNA polymerase II-specific. The transcript has 5 exons. NCBI's taxonomy places the organism in Eukaryota, Metazoa, Chordata, Mammalia, Rodentia, Cricetidae.